This is a messenger RNA of Prunus armeniaca (apricot), 165 nucleotides long. The record is from the annotation of a GenBank genome assembly. Lineage: Eukaryota; Viridiplantae; Streptophyta; Magnoliopsida; Rosales; Rosaceae.
AUGGAGACGCUGGGCCUCGUGCGUGACAUGGGCUUGUGUUGGGCUCGCAUACUAGAGUUGGGCCAGGAGGUACCCGUUGAUGCGAAGCAAGGAGGGCCUCAUGCGCUGCACUGGCCUCGGUCGGAUUGUAAGUCCAUGGCGGGCUGGAAAGCAGCAAAGGCCUAG